GCUCAUAGCUUCCAACAUCAAGUAAUACCUCGAAUUUCAUUCUUAUUUUUUAUCAUUUCCUAAGCUCUUAAAUCAUCAUCAUCAUCUAUCAUGGGUGUCUUCACAUACGCAACCGAGUUCACCUCAGUCGUUCCUCCUGCUAGGUUGUUCAAAGCCCUUGUUCUGGAUGCUGACAACCUAGUCCCAAAGAUUGCUCCACAAGCAAUUAAAAGUGCUGAAAUUGUUGAAGGAGAUGGAGGUGUUGGAACCAUCAAGAAGACUAGCUUUGGUGAAGGAAGUGAAUACAGCUACGUGAAGCACCAAGUUGACGCGCUUGACAAAGAUAACUUUGUGUACAACUACAGUUUGAUUGAAGGAGAUGCUCUUUCAGACAAAAUAGAGAAAAUCUCUUACGAGAUUAAGUUGGUGGCAUCUGCAGAUGGAGGUUCAGUAAUAAAGAACACCAGCAGCUACCACACCAAAGGUGAUGUUGAGAUCAAGGAAGAGCAUGUUAAGGCCGGCAAAGAGAAGGCCCAUGCUUUGUUCAAGAUUAUUGAGACCUAUCUUGUGGCCAACCCUGAUGCCUACAACUAAAACCAUCUAUAGGUGCAACAGUCUUGUGUCCUGUUUUCUCUGUUUCUUCAGCAAUGUGGCAUUCAAUUCUUUUUUCUUCUUUAUCAUUUGAAUUGCACUUUUGGAGUUAAGAUUGAAGAGUAAUGUUGUACUUAAUUUCAGUCCCAAUAAAUAAAUAAAACAUAAAUUUCAGUACU
Prunus persica (peach) is the source of this 749-nucleotide messenger RNA. Its product is annotated as major allergen Pru ar 1. Gene Ontology annotation, cellular component: cytoplasm; nucleus. Bases 91 to 573 code for a protein of 160 amino acids. The transcript has 2 exons. Gene Ontology annotation, molecular function: abscisic acid binding; signaling receptor activity; protein phosphatase inhibitor activity. Gene Ontology annotation, biological process: abscisic acid-activated signaling pathway; defense response. The record is from RefSeq and is a predicted model, not a curated record. Lineage: Eukaryota; Viridiplantae; Streptophyta; Magnoliopsida; Rosales; Rosaceae.